UCCGGGAGUUUCAAAAAUGUGAUUUUUGUAAACAAUUUCUGAAUAUGAGUGUCCAAAUAGUUUUUCUGGUCGAUACAGAUUUAAAAAACAACGUCAGAUCAUCAACAGUAUUAACAAAGUCUAUCUGCUUGUCUUGUAUACGAUUGUUAAGUCAUUUGUCCUCCUAUCUUGACAAAAACGGAGUGACCAGAAAAUCAAAACAAAAUUAUCAGAAAUUGAAAUGGGGUUAUAAGUUCUUUAAUACUAAAACUCAUCACACCCGGAUAGAAUCUCACAAAUUGUAUGAUUUUAAAGUAAGACAUUUUGAAGAAUUUGAAAACAAAUUACUGAGAAAAUUUCAAAAUGUGGAUACAACGAAAGGUAUAGCGUCGAAAAGAUUCAAGCCAGCUGACAGCUUGAACAAAGCUUUCACUGAAAUACUUGCAGAUUUUAAAUGGGAGUCUCAAGACUUUUGGUCACCCAUUAAAGGCAAACAAUUAAGAAAAGAUUGCAAUGAAAAAAGGCACUUGGUUGUCUUAUUUACAAACUGCCCGAAAAACUUUCAACAACUGAAAGAGUUCACUGGAAAAAGAGUCUUAGAUGAAGAGAUAUUUUUGAAUUCGCUAUUCCCUAACACUCUAUUUGAACAGUUCUGCCAGAUUGCAAAAUUGAAUUUAUAUUGGAUAGAUACACAUCCUAACAACACAAUUCAGGAUAAUAUAGAUCUUCAGGCACUUAAGAUUGUUCAAAAGUCUGUGGAAAAGACAGGAGGAGGUGUAGCAUCCUUGCAGGCUGUUGCUGAUUAUGGUUGCCCAUAUUUCACAAACAUUCAGUGUCUACUCGAAGAGGAGGGACAGGAUAAUGUUGGGGAUAAAUGCUCUGGUCAGUCCUUUCAGCUGUUGCCAUUAGCAACAGUAGCCAAAUCAUUUGCUUUUCCAAGUGACAACAAACUGUUGGAAAAAGUUCAGAGACAACAGGAUGAAAAAUGUAUUGCUAUACAAAUAGGAAAUAAGACGUUGGAAGUUUUAGCUACAAGACAAAUUAUUGUUAGCCAUGCAAAUAUAUCACAGAAGAAAACAAGUCCACCAGGAAAUGAACAUGAUAGUUGUUACCUCCAGUCAGAUGUACUACAGGGCUAUGCUGUAUUAAAGAAGAGCUUAUUAGGUUGUAGUUUUCCUGUUGUAGCAAGUUACCUGUGUUCAGAGAAGGUUAAAGCAGACACUGAAAAAACAACAGCAGGAUAUGUGGAGGGAAUGCUGGGAAAAGUUGUCCAAGAGCUUGUCUCUAGAAAUUGCAUACUGGUGUUGGUAUGUAACAAGACUGGACAACUGAUUCUAAUGGAACCACUGACCUCUCAUACAGCCACUUUGUCGGUACUGUCUGUAGACACCACUCUAUGUGUAGAAAAACAACUGCUGUUACAGGCCACCUGUAAACAGACCGUCUCAAGUACAGAUGAAGACAAACAGAAAUUUGUUGAUGAAAUGGUUGAUAAACUGGUGGGCUCUGUUCAUGUGCCCAGAGGGAAUGAUGUUGGAGAGUGUGUUGUAGGGAAACAUUUAGAUGGAUUACAGCUAGAUCGUCAUGUGGUGCCAGGAUGUUCUAAAUCUGUACAGAACCUCAUUUCUAAAUUAAAUGAAAGGAUAUCAGAAUUGGAUUUCUUGUCAUCAGAUGAAGUGGCAACUUUGAAACAGUUGAGUAAAAGUUACAGGAAAGCAAAGCAACCUCCAGGCUUGAGAGAUUCCUCUUUAACAUGUAAUACAGAAACAAAGAUGGAUGCUGUAGAUAAAGCUGUGGUAUCACAUAAAGGAAAGACCUCACAUGUAUCAUUAAGUAGGACAGAUAAGAUACUGUUCAAAAGUAAGGAGAUGGUACAAGAUAAUAAACAGAAGAAAACUGUCGACAGCGCUGGUAGUAAACUAGAGAGGGAUAAACCAGACGUGGCAGCUCAUUUAGCAGAUUUUCAAACUGAAGAGGAACUCAAGAAUUAUCUUACCUCCACUUAUGAGAGAGCAGCAUCAGGGGAAGUAACUGAUAUAGAUAGCUGUAUACAAUCUAUGGUCACAGUGGCACUUCAUUAUUUCAUGCUAAAAGAAGACAAAACAUGUGCAAAGGAGGACUGUAAGAAGCUUCUGAUGGAUACAUUACUGGCAACAGGUAACCAGUUGAGAGAGAAGUACAGUCAACAGGAGCAGCUACCAUUAGAACAAAAAAUUGCAGAGUAUGAGACACAGAUUCUUGUAAGAAUGGAGAUGAUAUCUACACUAGAGGAAAAAGAGAAGAGUGAGGAAUCUGAAGAUGUGGAUGAGAUUGUCAGCAUGUUGAGGACAUUGUCAUUUAUAUCAGAACCAGGGCUACUGUCUAAGUUUAUGCAAUCUUCCCUCCUUCACAACUACAUGCAUACAAUACCUCGGACAUUGGGAAAUAUCUAUGAUGAACUCAUGCAGCCACUACCAGAGAGUCUUGCCAAUAUUCUCUCACCAGAGGAUGCCAGCAUGGACCAGUCUGGACUGAAUGAUGAGUCUCUCAUGAGUGAAGAUGGACUGGGUCCACCGUCUGCAAGAACACGGUCACAUGGGUCAGUAGGGCCACAGUCUAAUCAGUCAGUAAAGCUGGAUACCUCACUUAAUACAUCAAGAGGCAGUAGAAAACUGGUACAUCAUUAUAGUAUGGUAGAUUUUGGAUCAAAGAGGCAAAUUGUUGUAGAUAAACUUCCAAAGCAGAAGACUGAGAAAAGUGCCAAGAAGAAAAUAAAAAGUUCUUCUAAGAGAAAAGCAGGAGAUAAAACACCUAAAUCACCAUAUGAUAAGAAGAGAAGUGGGGUAAAACUUCAGAGACGUCAAUCAGUGGCUGUGAUGGAGCGCACUCACAAAACACCUAAAAAGAAUACCACUCCAUCAAAGACUGCUGUAACUCCAUCAGGUAGAAGGGGAAGACUGGUUGCAGAGACACCCUGUCAUAAACAGGUUUCUAGCAUGUUGAAUAAGUCUUUACAACUGCAAGAACUGCAAAUGGAUGUCAUUAAAGAAUCACCUGAAAAAUCCUGUGAUAUAUCCUACAACAAUUCACCAACAAAAGGCAAGAGAGCAAAGGCUUUACUUAGACGUUCCUUCUACUCAGCUGGACCCACUAAGCGAACUAAAAAUCUCUCCCAGUACUUCCAACUAGCCAACAGAAUUGCUGGUCGGCCGCAUCCUCCAUCACCAGAGCGUAAGAAACUUUCCAAACUAAUCAGUUUUGAUACACCAGAACAGUUUAAAUCCCCUGACAAGAACAGCUCAUUUCUCCUGACUCAACUUGGUGCUAGUCCAUCACCAGCAAAGACCACUCCAAGGAAAUUUACAAAGACACCAAGCAAAAUAAUGGACUCACCAUCUCAUAACACAAGGUCUAAGUGUGAGUCUCCAGGAAGAGGAUUAUUUGGAAGAAGAUCUAUUCUAGCUUCCCCAGUGUCCCACACAAGGCAAAAACCAAGUAGACAACAGUCACCACGCAUUUUGGUUCCAGAUUCAGGCGUCAAGAAAGGCCCAGAGUUGCCCCAGACAACUCCAGAAAAGAGUCCUGUAAUUGGUGUGGUAACAUUAGGUUUGGACUCCCCAAGUCAAAACACCAGACAGAAACAUGCGCAAACUCCCACCCGUAAAUCAGUGAGAGCAGCCCUGUUUGCUAAAAGCCCUGUGACCAAGAAUCACUCUCCUUUCCGGGCAAAAGCAAGCCCUAGAACUCUGCCAGUGUGGUUCCCCAGUUAAGCAAGAGCUGUUGGAUCACCUGUCAAAUCUGUAAACACUCUUAAUAUUGACAAAACCAUGUCUCCUUUGCGGAAUGAACAACCUCAUUCUCUUAGAGGAGGGAAGACUCCUUUACAGUUUCAAGUGUCAAAUUUGUCUAAUAAAUUAAAUGCGGACAACCAGUUGCUUGAUGAAAAACAUUCAAAUUGUGCAAAGACACCAUCUCCAAAAGUGAAGAAAGUAGCUAAAACUCCAGAUUCCUUUGAUAAAUGGCGUAGAAUGAAACCUCGUAUGUCCCAACCCUCCCCUAGUGUAAAAAUACCACAAAAAGCCACCAUUACUAAUCAGGAAACCAUUGACAUUAUAGGCAAUGUAAACUUAAACCAAUCUAAAGCAAGCUUACUAGGAAAUCAGUCAGAAAUGAUUGAAGAAAAUAAAAUUAAAGGAUCUAACAGAAGAAAGCGGACCUUGAUACAAUCUCCGGAGAAAUCUGUGGGUUCUUUCAGUAAGAGGCGUCGAACUGGACAUGAUAGCUUUAUGGGUAGUCAGGGAUUUGAUGUAACUGGAUCAUUUAAUGAUCUAUCACAGAAAAGUUUCGACAGUUCAGUUGACUAUUUCUCUGCAUCAAAUGAUGAAGUUUUUGCAUCUCAGGAUGAAAAUACAGAGAAUAUGGAGAUUGAAGAGUAUAAUGUUGAGAAUAUAAAUAGAGCAUCAAAGAAGAGACAUCUGUUUGUCAAUGAAUGUGAUAAUGAACGGUCAGAAUCUCCAAUAUUUGGGAGUAAAAGCGGAAAAACUAGUAUCACUCAGGCAAUUUCAGACGAUUUAGAAAUAGGUCAAAAGAAUUCCAGAACUAGGAGAGAGUCUGGAAACAGGUCACCAGCAUGCUUAUUGAAAUCACCAGGAAAUAAGAAAUAUUCUCCAAAUGUAUCAGCAAAAAGCUUAAUGCACCUCAUUCAAUCACCGUUACUGAAGUCUCCAGAAGGUGAAACUGGUAAAAAUUCAUCAAAAUUGAUGAGUCCAAGGUCUAAAGCAAUCAGGUCUAGAAGGUCACUGAUACUGAACAAUUAAAUGUUUGCUCUAAGUGCUAUAUUAAAGUGUAAAUAAACAUGUUUAGUUAGAAAAAUAAUAUGUGAAUGUAGAAUAGUCAAUGUCUCCUAUUUUUACUCAAAGUGUUUCAUUUAUUUCUAGAAACAAGAUCUAAUUUUUGGUUUUGUUUUAGAAUUUGAUUACAAUUUAAGACCAUUUGUCAAAUUUAUGGCAAACAUUUGGUUUAUUUGUUUUAAAUACAGUAAUGUGUGCACUGAUGAACUUUAUCCUUCAUCAUGAUGGGGUUUCAACUUAAUAUUUACCAAAUACUUUGUAUUGAUAUUGAAACAAGUCUAUAUUUUGAAAAAGAUUUCUUGACACUAGUACAAGUAUGUUUACUAUACAAACAAUUAUCCUGUUAAGUUACAUAAUGUUGGCAUAUUUAUUUUAUAAUAAUAGAUUAUGAUCAUUUAGACUUAGUUCCUUUAAUUGUCACAUUUUUUCUAAAAAUCUAUAUGAAGUAUGACAUAUAUAAAAAGACUUUUCUAUAAAACUGUUAAUAUUUAAGAACUGAUAACCAAUUUGGCAAAUUGAAUUUAGCUGUAAAAAAAACAAUUAAAUUUGUUGAUAAAAUUUCAUUUAAAGUAUAUUAUUAAAAUCAUUUAAUUAGAGAAUGUUUGUAUUGUUCUAAGUUCCACUUUUUGAAAGAAAAUAGUGGAGCUGUUGUCAUGACACACAAAUUUGGCGAUGGUUAAGCUUAUUGUUAAGGUACAUUUUCUCAGAACCUUUUUAAUCUAUUUACUUUGCCAUAAAAGGACACCAUUUCAAAAUGGUAGAUAAUCCUAAAUUUAAUUUUUGCAAAAUUAUUCCGCUUUUCUAUGUUACUUUUAUGUAAAUAUCCAGCACUGAGAAAAAUGAAACACAGGUCUUGUUUUGUUUAUUGAUUAAUUAUGUGCACAGAUUUGAAUAUCAAAUGUAAGACAGAUGAAGUGUUUAAAAUUAGUUUAUUGACUUAAUUGUUGAACUUCUUAGUCAUAGAAAUCAGUUCUUCCACAUGUUAUCUAUUAAUUUAACAAAUUAAGAAUGUGUUCAUUUUAUUAUUUGAAUUGUGUGUUCAGAUUUACAAUAAUAAAGUGUUAAAUUUUUGUAGUAAAAUUUAAUUAUCUUUAAAUGUUCAGAUUAUUAUGAUCAAAUUUGAUUAAAUUUAUACUCUUUUCAUACACCUGUAAAAAAGAAAAACAGGAUGUGAAAUGGGAUUGCCCCUUGCAGAUGAGUGGCGUCCAUGUAGUUUCAAUCAUUGCAAUCAUUUUAGUUAAGUAUUUCUAGUAAUUUUGCAUAAAUUCUUAAAAUGCAAUAUUUUCACGUGAUACAAAGGCACUGAUUUAGUCAGGUUUCAUAACUUUUUAACAUCAAUUUUUGUAUACAUUUAUCUCUCCUUAAUUGUUUUCUU
Molecule: messenger RNA, 6183 nt
Organism: Ruditapes philippinarum (Manila clam)
Lineage: Eukaryota; Metazoa; Mollusca; Bivalvia; Venerida; Veneridae
Product: treslin-like
Biological process (GO): mitotic G2 DNA damage checkpoint signaling; response to ionizing radiation; regulation of DNA-templated DNA replication initiation
Cellular component (GO): nucleus
Molecular function (GO): chromatin binding
Source: RefSeq, a predicted model, not a curated record